GUGCGUGCAUGUGGUGAAGGCGCCACGUCGGCAGAACCAGCAGAGAGGAGAGAGGUGCGCAGCUCCGCACAGAGUCCGGAGAAAGUUGAGAAGCUCCGUGUUUAUGCGUUAAAGGCGAGAAAACGCAGAAGAAGAAGCCGCCGUGAGCUCGAGCUGCUGUUUCACACACAAGUACACACAUAAUCUUUUAUUCUAGCACAGUUUGAGUCCGAGGCUGAAACAGGCUGCUGCUGUCUCAGUUUCCACUGCCAGGUGUGUUUGAGAGGAGAAGAACUGGGAACAAUGGUGAAGGACGUAAACAGCGUCAACGUGGAGCCCCAGCCUGGGACCACCCUGGCCUCAGAUGAAGCUGAACCAGCCUGCAGCCAGUCUCCAGAGGAGUCUGGUAAAGAUCAUGAAGCGGCUCCUCCUGGCGUGGUGUGGCGGGUGACCGGUGGCCUCUUCAACGUCACCAAGGGUGUGGUCGGUGCAGCAGUGGGUGGAGUAGCCUGGGUGGGCGGCAAGAGCCUCGAGAUAACCAAGUCGGCAGUGACCACGGUGCCCUCGGUGGGGGUGGGGCUGGUGAAGGGCGGGGUGUCCGCUGUGGCCGGCGGCGUCUCCAGCGUAGGCUCAACAGUAGCCAGUAAAGUCCCGUUCACAGCCAAGAGGAAAGACAAGGCUGAGUGAGGAGGGGGAGGAUGGUGGUGACGAUGAUUUGGAAGAAAAGGAUCGAUUGAUGGAUUUGCCCCGGCCUGAGCCAACGGAGAGAAGCUGCCAGCUGAUCUCUGCCCACCAGACACCACAGUGCCUUUCUUGCUCUUGAACAUAGUCGCUGUUGCAGCCUAAUAUCCAGACUUUGAUGCAAAAAAAAACAAACUGUGUUCAGCACAUAAAUAUUUAGUUGUACUAUGAUACCUUGGCAACCAAAAUACUUCAAACAAUCCGUCUGUCCUGGAGUGGUUUUUAUGAGUGGCUCCACAUGUGAGGAACGUGGUGGACUUCAUGACGAACACUUUUAUCUGUUUACAAUCCAGACGGAGGCUGUCCCAGUCCUCUUUCUGCUCUUCUCCAGUCUACAGACACUUGCUGAAAUCUCCAGCUCAAAUGCUGAUUUUUAGUCUUUUUGUUUAUUUUUCAGUUGUUAGUAUUAUUGAAAGUUUUUUGACAUUAUGUGUUUAGGGAAAGAGGAAAAUUGUAGCGUUGAAAGCGAGGCUCAGCAGUGGUUUAGCAGUGGCUUUCUCUUUGACCCAGUUAGCUGUCUGGAGGAGCCUGGAGCGAUGAUUUCCCCGGCAGUUUCCACUCUGCAUGUAGGAACACUUCUCUUAAGGCUGAAUACACUCAGAAUUACACCAACACAGGGCUCAGGUAUUUGCUUCAACUGUGUCAUUGGGAAAUAUGUUUUCAGUGUGUGUGAAAUGUUAAAAUGCUGGAACAGACCGUUAAAGGUUAUAUAAGAGCUGGUAAGAGGACAUUCCGCAGCGUUUGAUUCAUCAGUGGUUGUGAGAGUCUGAACAAGUGACUUAGGAAAAGUGGAACUGUUCCUUUAAUCAGAGGCUUACGCCGUACUGUAGUGCAGGCAAAACUCGGAAGCAUUUGUAUGCGUUCUCAUUAUUUCAAUGCAACAUUUAGAGCAAACUGUAACUAUUGCUAAGGGGACUAAAAUAUGUGAAUGUUGUUAAUGUGAUGUUAUUUUUUCCAAUAUAUCAAUAAAGUAGUUUAGAAGAUUAAAAAUAUAAAACAU
This is a messenger RNA of Melanotaenia boesemani (Boeseman's rainbowfish), 1720 nucleotides long. RefSeq lists its product as uncharacterized. The record is from RefSeq and is a predicted model, not a curated record. NCBI's taxonomy places the organism in Eukaryota, Metazoa, Chordata, Actinopteri, Atheriniformes, Melanotaeniidae. The transcript is spliced from 3 exons. The coding region runs from base 283 to 666 and encodes 127 amino acids.